Molecule: messenger RNA, 1253 nt
Organism: Panthera uncia (snow leopard)
Lineage: Eukaryota; Metazoa; Chordata; Mammalia; Carnivora; Felidae
Gene: NEURL2
Product: neuralized E3 ubiquitin protein ligase 2
Exons: 2
Coding region: 270-1127 (285 amino acids)
Biological process (GO): intracellular signal transduction
Molecular function (GO): ubiquitin protein ligase activity
Source: RefSeq, a predicted model, not a curated record
GUCCGCGGGCUUCUCAGGUUAUCUCGCGGGCGCCAGCCAUCGGAUGACCCAGAUGUCGGCGGCCAGGAUCCCCCGGCCUCCCGGGGGCCCCGGUCCAGGCAGGAUGGCUGAGCGAGCGGCGCUAGGACCCCCGGGCAGAGCCUCGGGGAAGGGGGUGGGGGUGGGGGUGGAGUGGGAGGGAUACCUUACACGGUGCCCCCGCCGUCACCCUCAGAGCACGCCGCCCAAAAUAGCCCCCGGCGCCCGCUGGCCUAUCUCACGGCUGGGAGAUGGCUGCUGUCUCCGAGCCCGUGGACUUGGGUGCGCCUUGGAGAGCCGCGCGCCCCGAGCCCCCUCCCACACGCUUCCACAGGGUGCAUGGUGCCAACAUCCGCGUGGACCCCUCCGGGACGCGGGCCACACGCGUGGAGAGUUUCGCUCACGGCCUGUGCUUCAGUCGCGAGCCGCUGGCCCCGGGCCAGGUAUUCUUGGUCGAGAUCGAGGAGAAAGAGCUGGGCUGGUGCGGGCACCUGCGCCUCGGCCUGACUGCGCUAGACCCUGCCACUCUGGCCGCGGUGCCCGAGUUUUCGCUGCCCGACCUGGUCAGCCUCGGCCACACCUGGGUCUUUGCCAUCACGCGCCAUCACAACCGCGUGCCCCGGGAGGACGGCCCGGAGGCAGAGGCAGCGGUCCCCAGCCGCCCCCCAGCCCUCCUGGUGGAACCCUAUCUGUGCAUUGAGCAGUUUCGCAUUCCCCGAGACCGCCUGGUGGGCCGCAGCCGGCCCGGGCUCUACAGCCACCUCUUGGAUCAGCUGUAUGAGCUGAACGUGCUGCCUCCGACCGCGCGCCGCAGCCGCCUGGGCGUUCUUUUCUGCCCGCGCCCUGACGGCACGGCGGACAUGCACAUCGUCAUCAACGGCGAGGACAUGGGUCCCAGCGCCCGGGGGCUGCCAGCCGCCCAGCCCCUCUACGCAGUGGUGGACGUCUUUGCCUCCACCAAGAGUGUGCGCCUUGUCCAGCUCGAGUAUGGCUUGCCGUCCCUGCAGACUCUGUGCCGCCUAGUCAUCCAGAGGAGUGUGGUGCACCGGUUGGCCAUCGAUGGGCUCCACCUGCCGAAAGGACUUAAGGAUUUCUGCAAGUAUGAGUAAGGGCUUGCGGCCACCCUGGAACAGGGCCACAGGAGCAUGUCCUGGCCCUGGAGCUGUGGCUGGUCCGAAGCUGGCCAUACUGCUGCCGGCCAGGCCUGGAAAUAAACACAGCGAUGCUGACACUGA